Molecule: messenger RNA, 2755 nt
Organism: Erpetoichthys calabaricus (reedfish)
Lineage: Eukaryota; Metazoa; Chordata; Cladistia; Polypteriformes; Polypteridae
Gene: ddx41
Product: DEAD (Asp-Glu-Ala-Asp) box polypeptide 41
Exons: 17
Coding region: 112-1956 (614 amino acids)
Biological process (GO): mRNA splicing, via spliceosome
Cellular component (GO): spliceosomal complex
Molecular function (GO): RNA binding; RNA helicase activity; ATP binding
Source: RefSeq, a predicted model, not a curated record
AUGCCUCUGUGCGACACCGGUGAAAAAUACUGGACGGACUUUGCGACACAGCGUUUUUUUUUUGGUUGUGAAAACUGUACUCGUGUAUUCAGUAUUACAUUUUAAAAGAAAAUGUCAAGUGAAGAUAGAGAAACAAAGCGGCCCUAUUAUAAAGAAGAGGAGCAGCAGAGUAGUGAAUCUGAUGAUGACUAUGUGCCUUAUAUUCCUGUCAAGAAGAGAAAACAGCAAAUGUUGCAGAAGAUUUUGCAUUUGCGGGGAAAGGGCUUGACUGAAGAAGACCAGAAAGACAGUGGUAGUGAGCACAGAGAUGAUGAUGAAGGUCUGGGUCCACGUUCCAAUGUUAGCUUACUGGAUCAGCACCAGAAUCUGAAGGCUAAAGCUGAAGCACGCAAGGAAUCUGUAAAAGAGAAACAGUUGAAGGAGGAGGAAAAGAUCCUGGAAAGUGUAGCUGAAGGAAGAGCUUUGAUGUCUGUGAAGGAAAUGGCAAAGGGCAUUACCUAUGACAAUCCAAUAAAAACAAGUUGGAGAGCUCCUCGAAAUAUUAUUAACAUGCCUCCAGCUCGUAAUGAUCGAGUGAGGAAAAAAUACCAUAUUUUAGUAGAAGGUGAAGACAUUCCACCACCAAUCAAGAGCUUUAAAGAGAUGAAGUUUCCUGCCGCAAUUUUAAGAGGUUUAAAGAAGAAAGGUAUUGUACAUCCAACACCAAUUCAGAUCCAGGGAAUACCGACAAUAUUAUCAGGAAGAGAUAUGAUUGGAAUUGCAUUCACUGGCUCAGGGAAAACACUUGUUUUUACAUUACCUCUAAUAAUGUUCUGCUUAGAGCAGGAAAAGAGGCUGCCAUUUUUCAAGAGGGAAGGACCCUAUGGACUUAUCAUUUGCCCCUCACGGGAGUUAGCCAGACAGACUCAUGGUAUUAUUGAAUAUUACUGCAGACUUCUUCAGGAGGAUGGUGCUCCUCUGCUCCGCUGUGCCCUCUGUAUAGGGGGUAUGUCAGUCAAGGAACAGAUGGAAGUUGUCAAAAAUGGUGUUCACAUGAUGGUAGCAACACCAGGACGGCUAAUGGACCUACUGCAGAAGAAAAUGGUGGGAUUGGAUAUAUGCCGAUACCUUGCUCUUGAUGAAGCUGACAGGAUGAUUGAUAUGGGUUUUGAGGAGGAUAUAAGGACCAUUUUUUCCUACUUUAAGGGUCAAAGGCAAACUCUUCUGUUCAGUGCCACCAUGCCAAAAAAAAUACAGAAUUUUGCAAAGAGUGCCCUAGUUAAGCCCAUUACUAUCAAUGUUGGCCGUGCUGGUGCAGCCAGUUUAGAUGUUAUUCAGGAAGUGGAAUAUGUUAAAGAGGAAGCAAAAAUGGUAUAUUUGUUGGAAUGUCUUCAGAAAACUCCACCACCGGUUCUAAUAUUUGCUGAGAAGAAGGCAGAUGUGGAUGCCAUCCAUGAGUAUCUGCUACUGAAAGGGGUUGAAGCUGUUGCAAUUCAUGGAGGCAAAGAUCAAGAAGAGAGAACAAAGGCUAUUGAAGCUUUCAAAGAAGGCAUGAAAGAUGUACUUGUGGCUACAGAUGUUGCUUCUAAGGGGCUUGACUUUCCUGCAAUUCAACAUGUUAUUAACUAUGACAUGCCAGAGGAAAUUGAGAAUUAUGUCCACAGGAUUGGGCGUACUGGUCGAUCAGGAAACACUGGUAUUGCUACUACAUUUAUUAAUAAAGCUUGUGAUGAGUCAGUGCUAAUGGAUUUAAAAGCUCUCCUGAUUGAAGCAAAACAGAAGGUGCCUCCUGUAUUGCAAGUGUUGCAGUCUGGUGAUGAGACUAUGUUGGACAUUGGAGGAGAGAGGGGUUGUACCUUCUGUGGAGGUUUGGGACAUCGCAUUACUGAUUGUCCAAAACUGGAAGCAAUGCAGACGAAACAAGUCAGCAACAUUGGGCGCAAGGAUUACUUGGCUCACAGUUCAAUGGACUUCUAGGUUUUUCUUUUUUUUUUUCCUUCCAAGUAUGGAAGAAGUGGUUGAUGGGACAAAAUUAAUGCAAGAAAGAUCAACAGCCCCUCUCCAGACUUAAUGUUAGGCAUAAAAGGAUGAGAUCUUCAGAGCUCAUUUAUGGAGACUAAUUGCCAUCAGAAAGUGCAACAACUGCUGUACGUUUGUUGUGAACUGCAGACAGACCUGUUACAUUAAGUUGAAAGUAUCUUUUGUAUCCGGAUUCUGAGAAUCUUGCUAGUUUAGAUAGCAGGAUAUGUUUCACCAUAACUAUUACUACAGUGUUGAGAAGAUGUUCCUGCCCAUGAUUUGACUGGCUUUGACAGAAAUGAAUUGGCUCUGCUUUAUUGAAGCAGAGCCUUUAACUUUAAAUUGAAAUAUGUCAGUUUUGAGUUGCAUAUAUAAUGAUUACUUCAAGAUGUUUUCACAUUUUAACUACUUUAAACUUGGGUUGAAAUCUCAUGUUAAAAUACAUUCAGUUUAAUGAAUGUAUACAUUUAUAUGUAUUUUUAAACAUUUUGUUUCAAGACCAUAAUAUAUUACUUCCAAUUUGUGUGGAGAAAAAUCCUGGUAACUGGGCUACAAAUCAAAUGUGUGAUCAUCUGAAUGUAAAAACAGCAGUUCUAACUUUUAUGCAACCAAUUUUUUUUUAAGCUAAUUUAUUAAUCAAAAGUAAAUUGAUUACAUGUUUAAUAAGAUGCUUCCGUUUUUUGUAAUACUUGUUUAUGUGAAAAUGUAAUAAUUCUCUUUUAGUUGUGAAAAAAUAUAAAAAAUAUAUAUACUUUUA